Saccharomycopsis crataegensis is the source of this 2592-nucleotide messenger RNA. RefSeq lists its product as uncharacterized. Lineage: Eukaryota; Fungi; Ascomycota; Saccharomycetes; Ascoideales; Saccharomycopsidaceae. Gene Ontology annotation, biological process: transmembrane transport. The record is from RefSeq and is a predicted model, not a curated record. Bases 1 to 2592 code for a protein of 863 amino acids. The transcript has a single exon. Gene Ontology annotation, molecular function: sulfate transmembrane transporter activity. Gene Ontology annotation, cellular component: plasma membrane.
AUGGAUAAUGAUCAAGACAUGACGUUGUCAUCAACUUCACGUUCUGCGUCAUCGUCACCAUCGUCACCUCUACCAAAGCAACAGCAGCAGGGAAAUGAUAGUCUAUAUCAAAAAUUGCCCCGUCUUUCAUCCACACCUCCUGUUCUCUCCUCUCCUACUCAUUUCACUAGGUCCAAUAAUCAUACACCGAUGCGAUCGCCUAUACCUAAAAAACCCUCCAACAAUACUAGCAUGCUUCCAGAAUCACCCAGGCUAGUCGGUCAAGAUUCUUUGAGGUCGCCUACACAGCUUCAGUUUCAACAUGCUGAGACCACAUAUUGUGGCGGCCAUGAACAUAGUUUUCCAGGUGUAUCUUACUCUGCUCCUUCUACUCCGAAAUUAAUCUCCGUUAGUGGUACUAUCCCUUUAAAUAAGGAAUCUUCAGGUUACAAUGAACCGACUUUCCAUCAGCUAAAUCUUUCUCGUUCCGAUCCCAAAUCUCCCAAAAGGUUUGCAAGCCCCAAGCAACUUUUUACGGGAUCACCUGUGGCUUCUGCAUUGUCUAGCUCAGUCAAUAUUGGAGUGAGUGAGCUGAAAAGUGAAACCAGUUCUUUAUUAAACUUAGGCACUAGACACCCAAGAAACCCUAAAGCUUUGCCAGAAUCUAAUCUUAAAUAUAGCAGAGGCUAUAAUUAUGGAUCAAUCAAUCUGGGGACAAGCAAUAAUAAACAACGACACAAUAUUAUUGAAGAGCAAAUAAAACUUCCAAAAAAAACAAUUAGAGAUAAGAUAUCAUAUUAUGUGCCCUUGGUUUCUUGGUUACCAUUUUAUACAGUUUCUGAUUUCUUAGGAGACUUGAUCGCUGGAAUUUCUCUUGCGUCAUUUCAAAUACCUUUAUCUUUGAGUUAUGCCACUUCUUUGGCCCAUGUCCCCACUGUUUGUGGUUUAUAUGCUUUGAUUAUUCCACCAAUUGUGUACAGUAUCUUCGGUACUGUUCCUCAAAUGAUAGUUGGUCCUGAGGGUGCGAUUUCGUUAGUAGUGGGACAAGCUGUGGAGCCAAUCUUGAAACAUGAAGGUGAAAAUGGAAUAACUGGUAAUGAUUUAGUAGUGAUUAUAUCUGCAGUAAGCGGUGGUGCUUUAUUGGGAGCAGGAUUGCUAAAGUUUGGGUUUUUAGAGAAUGUUUUGAAUGGGGCUUUAUUAAAUGGAUUUAUCUCGGCAGUGGGGGUGGUAAUGAUUAUCAAUGGUUUGAUUGAAGAAUUGAAACUCCUGGCCAUUUUCAGUAAAUUGCCAGGACAUGAGCACUCACCAGUUGCGAAGGUGAGAUUUUUAUGGAACAACAUAGAAAAUGCGCAUUAUCCAACCGUUAUUAUUAGCGUGGUCACAUUUUCUGUCAUCAUUGGAUCUAGAAUCUUGAAGAGGUAUGUGAAUAAUAAACCUUCUCUUGCAAAAUACAGAGCUUUCUCAAUUUUCUUCCCUGAGAUUCUAUUCACGGUGGUAGUGACGACUUCAUUAUCAUGCUUCUUACAGAUUGAUAAGGUUUAUGGGAUUGAGGUUCUCGGAGAGAUCAAAGCCAUUGGAUUCAAUCUUGAGAAUCCGUUUAACAGAUUCGAGGACUAUCAUGGUGAACAAUUCUUGAGAACUCUAAUUGGGGCAGGCUAUAUGACAGCAAUUCUUGGAUUUUUCGAAAGCACUACUGCCCUGAAAUCCUUGAGCACGCAACUCGAUCUUGAGGUAUCACCAGAUAGGGAGUUGUUUGCCCUUGGAAUGAUUAAUAUAUGCGGAUGUUUUUUUGGAGCACUACCAUCCUUUGGGGGUUAUGGGAGAUCAAAAAUCAAUGCGUUAUCUGGAGCUAAGACUACUUUUAGUGGUGCAAUCAUGGGGAUCGUUACAUUAAUUGUGACCAUUCAUAUGCUAUCACUCAUUUAUCACUUGCCUAAAUGUUUGUUAUCUGUCAUUUCCACGGUUAUUGGAGUAUCUUUACUUGAAGAAGCUCCUUCUAAUCUUAUGUUUCAUUGGAGGGCCAGAGGUUAUAAUGAACUAGUGACAUUUUUUAUUACAAUAUUUGCUACACUUUUUUCAUCACUUGAAUUGGGAAUAACUGUUGGGUGUGGGUACUCGCUUCUUCGAGUCAUCAAGCAUAGCGGGAAGUCUAGAAUUGAAACCAAUGUUGUUGAAGUUGAUAAAUUUGAUAUUCUAAUAGUGAGAAUCCCUGAGCCAUUAACUUUUACCAACGCCGAGGCCAUUCGUCUGAAAAUGAUGCGUAUUAAUGGUGAACUUAACAAUUGUAUAUCUGCUAUUGUCAUAGACAUAAGUAACAUGGCUUCUAUUGAUAGCUCAGCAUCACAAAUUUUGAACGAGACGAUUCAAAAGUUUGUGAGGCGAGGGGUUGUUCUGUGGGUAUGUGGACCAAAUUUGGCGUAUGAAACUCUGAUUCUGCCUCCUCCAAAUGCUUUUCUUAGAAGAUUGGACGUCUUGAAAGAUAUUCAAUUUGCAAAUAGCGUCGAUGAGGUUUUGGAUAUUAUUCGCAGUACUGUUGAUGAUCUUCCAGUUAUAGAAGAUGCAGACACGAUGUCGUUGUAUAGUAGAUCAUAUAUGCAAUUGGAAGCCUUGUAA